UUGUCUCUCUGCACCUCAACCCCAAAAAGAAAAAGACACUUCAAAUUUUCUUGAAAUUUGGCCUGUGUUUCUUGGAGCUGUAGCUUAGUUCAUUGGUUCAUUGGUGUUAUAGCCACCAUUAUAUUACUAACAUUUUCAAGAGAUGGGUGAGAAGACAAGCUUCCAGUUGGGUGUGGUGGGAGCAUUGUUUCUCUCAGUGGCAUCCUCAGUCUCUAUUGUUAUUUGCAACAAAGCUUUGAUGAGCAAUCUUGGUUUCCCAUUUGCAACAACAUUGACAAGUUGGCAUCUGAUGGUGACAUUUGUUACACUUCAUGUGGCACUGAAAUUCAAUUUCUUUGAGAACAAACCCAUUGAUAUGAAGACUGUGAUUCUCUUUGGUAUCUUAAAUGGCAUUUCCAUUGGCUUUCUCAAUCUCAGCCUUGGUUUUAAUUCUAUUGGCUUUUACCAGAUGACAAAGUUAGCAAUUAUACCUUUCACUGUACUUUUAGAAACCAUUUUCUUAAAAAAACAAUUCAGCCGGAAUGUCAAAUUCUCUCUGUUAAUUCUGUUGCUCGGAGUCGGUAUCGCCUCCAUUACCGAUCUUCAGCUCAAUUUUGUUGGCACAAUCCUCUCUCUACUAGCCAUUGUUACAACUUGUGUUGGACAAAUUCUCACAAAUACAAUUCAGAAGAGACUCAACAUUUCAUCUACACAACUGUUGUACCAAUCAGCCCCUUUCCAAGCAGGUAUUCUAUUUGUGACAGGGCCUUUGGUGGAUCAAUUCCUUACUAACAAGAAUGUUUUUGCUCACAAGUAUUCCAAUGUUGUGUGGGGAUUCAUAUUGUUGUCAUGCUUGAUUGCUGUGUCAGUUAAUUUCAGCACAUUUUUGGUGAUUGGUAAGACAUCACCAGUGACAUACCAAGUGCUAGGCCACUUAAAAACAUGCCUUGUUCUAGGAUUUGGCUAUACACUGCUGCAUGAUCCCUUCACAUCAAGAAACAUUGUUGGUAUACUUGUUGCCAUUGUUGGCAUGGGAUUGUAUUCCUAUUUUUGCAUACAUGAAACUACAAAAAAACAGCUUGGAGAUCAUUCUUCCAUUCCUCAAGUUAAAGAGAAAGAUACUAGUACCCCACUUCUGGCAGGGAAGGAUGGUUAUCAAGAUAAGGAAAAUCAUGAAACCAAGAAGUUAUCCAACUCCCUAGUUUAAAUUUAGAGUUGAGAUGAGAAUGUUUCAAAUAAACAAAAAAAUCUGAAUUUGGAGACAUUCCACUGGAUGUAAAUGAUUUUUGGUUCAUUCAAUAAAAUUUCCACAAAUUGUGUUCGUAAAAGAGAAACUCAGAAAUGAGAGAAGAAGAGUGAACAAUUAUGAUGAACACUCAUGUAUUGAGAAUGAA
Solanum dulcamara is the source of this 1373-nucleotide messenger RNA. Its product is annotated as UDP-xylose transporter 1-like. The record is from RefSeq and is a predicted model, not a curated record. Gene Ontology annotation, cellular component: Golgi apparatus. NCBI's taxonomy places the organism in Eukaryota, Viridiplantae, Streptophyta, Magnoliopsida, Solanales, Solanaceae. The transcript is spliced from 8 exons. Bases 143 to 1186 code for a protein of 347 amino acids. Gene Ontology annotation, molecular function: antiporter activity; UDP-xylose transmembrane transporter activity.